This is a messenger RNA of Echinostoma caproni, 408 nucleotides long. The record is from the annotation of a GenBank genome assembly. NCBI's taxonomy places the organism in Eukaryota, Metazoa, Platyhelminthes, Trematoda, Plagiorchiida, Echinostomatidae.
AUGUUAGUCAGUGCCUAUUGGCACGGGUUUCAUCCUGGAUACUAUCUAUCGUUUCUCACUGUCCCGCUGGCCCUUGUUGCGGAAUCUACCCUAACCAAAGCGAUUAACACUUUCGGUCGAAGCCUACCAUCUGGAACGCUGCCGUUCAUCUCCUGGCUCAUCAAGAUGCGUGUUUUUGAGUACUGUGCCAUGGGUUUCUUGUUGCUUGAUGCGGAGACCACAUUAGCCUACUGGCAUAGUAUUGGGUAUUGUGUGCAUGUUCUGUUGAUCGGCAUAAUUGUAAUAGGAUUUCUAAUCAACAGGUUUGUGCCUCCGCCACUCUACUCGGCCUAUCGAGAUAUUUUGGCCAAUCAGGAAUUGCAUCGAGCCGAGGAGAAAAAAGCGUUUCUGCGCGCGAAUCGUUUAUGA